AUGGCGCUGUCGCCCUACGUGCAGGCCAUGCAGGAGCUGUUCCGCGCCAACACGCGGAGCCGCGAGUUCCCGGCGCACGGCGCCAAGGUGCACUCGGUGGCCUGGAGCUGCUGCGGCCGCCGCCUCGCCUCCGGCUCCUUCGACAAGACCGCCAGCGUCUUCCUGCUCGAGAAGGACCGGCUGGUGAAGGAGAACAACUACCGGGGCCACGGGGACAGUGUGGAUCAGCUCUGCUGGCACCCCAGCAACCCUGACCUCUUUGUCACGGCGUCCGGGGACAAAACUAUCCGCAUCUGGGACGUCCGCACCACCAAGUGCAUUGCCACUGUCAAUACCAAAGGGGAGAACAUCAAUAUCUGUUGGAGCCCUGACGGACAGACCAUUGCAGUGGGGAACAAGGAUGACGUGGUCACCUUCAUCGAUGCCAAGACACAUCGCUCCAAAGCUGAGGAACAGUUCAAGUUUGAGGUGAAUGAGAUCUCCUGGAACAAUGAUAACAACAUGUUCUUCCUCACUAACGGGAAUGGCUGCAUCAACAUCCUCAGCUACCCAGAGCUGAAACCCAUUCAGUCCAUCAACGCCCAUCCUUCAAACUGCAUCUGCAUCAAGUUUGAUCCCAUGGGGAAGUACUUUGCCACAGGCAGUGCUGAUGCAUUAGUCAGUCUCUGGGAUGUGGAUGAACUGGUGUGUGUGAGGUGCUUCUCAAGGCUUGACUGGCCUGUGCGAACGCUGAGCUUCAGCCAUGAUGGGAAGAUGCUGGCAUCAGCAUCAGAAGAUCACUUCAUUGACAUUGCAGAGGUGGAGACAGGAGAGAAGCUCUGGGAGGUGCAGUGUGAGUCCCCCACCUUCACAGUGGCCUGGCACCCGAAGAGGCCGCUGCUGGCCUUCGCCUGUGACGACAAAGAUGGCAAAUAUGACAGCAGCCGGGAGGCAGGCACCGUCAAGCUCUUCGGGCUCCCCAAUGACUCCUAAUGAAACCACACUGGGGGAGGCAACGCUUUCCUGCUCUCAGGGAUGGGAGAGUGCUUAGUUAGUGUAGGACGGGGUAAGGAGGUAGCUCCCCUCCUUGCCUGCUUGGCAGUGCUGCGACCUUUGGUUCAGCUCUGUGCAUACUGCUCUCGGGAGCAUUUGUAAAAAAGCAGCUUGUGUGUUGAGAAGGAUGGGGGGAUGCUAGCAGAGCCCCCUUCACCAUCUCAGGGCUGCCGCUGCCUCCUCUCUGGGGCAUGGGGGGGCUUGUUCCAAAGGCAGGUGGUCAAAGAAAGUCAGUCACUGAAGGUGUCUGCUGAGGAGCCUCCUGAGAGAGGAGCUCCAGGCUCUCCAGCAGUGAUAAGCUACGUGACUGUCCCCUUCUGCCCCACGGCCUGGUGGCGAGGGCAGCCCUGGGAGCACAGCCUGCCCCUUCCCCUCCCAGACACCCUGUGUCCCUUCCCCGCUCUGGGGCAGCGAGGGGAGGAUGGGGGGGAUGCGAAUUGAGGGAUGUUUCCCCAGCUGGGGCUUUUUUUUUUUUA
Gavia stellata (red-throated loon) is the source of this 1508-nucleotide messenger RNA. RefSeq names its product THO complex subunit 3 (gene THOC3). Gene Ontology annotation, molecular function: protein binding. Gene Ontology annotation, cellular component: THO complex part of transcription export complex. The transcript has 6 exons. The record is from RefSeq and is a predicted model, not a curated record. Lineage: Eukaryota; Metazoa; Chordata; Aves; Gaviiformes; Gaviidae. Gene Ontology annotation, biological process: mRNA export from nucleus. The coding region runs from base 1 to 972 and encodes 323 amino acids.